AUGAUCAGAACAACUGAAGCCCAUUUCAAUUCUACCUUGCCCAAUGGUCUCAAUACUGAGUUAGAAUGUAUUCGACUUAACCUGGACCCUGUGCACGCAAUACACCGCCCUCUGGUUGUAUACAUCAGUGUUUAUUUAGCCACACAACUCUUUAAUCUUGUCUUUUUGAAAUGGUGUUGGGGAUUUACUUCGAAUGAUUCUAUCAGUGGAUUAUGGGGUGGCCCUCUUCAAUACAUCGAUAGUCUACUGAACAACACCUGUAGUGAUGGUAUCAACAAGAUCACCUAUUGGUAUCGUAAACCAUCAACCCAAACAUCAAAAACACCGAUUGUGUUCAUUCAUGGUAUUGGUGCAGGAGUGAUUUGUUAUGCAGAAUGGAUUUAUCAGCUCCUUUGCCAUUUUGAUCGACCUGUGUUCUUGGUCGAACUUCCUUAUGUUGCUAUGCAUAUGGUAGAUGCUGCACCCACAGCAGCAGAAACAGCUGAUGAAAUCACACGCAUGCUGCAUACAUUUGGUCACACCAAAGCUGUCUAUGUGUCUCAUUCACUGGGUACGGCUGUCACUAGUUGGAUCAUGAAACUGGCUUCAAAUACAGUAGCAGGGACUGUGAUGAUUGAUCCCAUCUGUUUCUUGCUGCAUUACCACCAUGUUGCUUUUAAUUUUGUACAUCGUCUGCCUAAACGAUUGAUGGAGUAUCUAUUGCAUUAUGGUGCAUCCAGAGAAAUGUACAUUAGUUAUUAUAUUUCCCGUCAUUUCCAAUGGUUUGAAUCUAUCUAUUUUGUUGAUCAAACUCAAAAAGUGCCUUUACAGAAUAUAGCUGUCUUUUUGUCCGAAAAAGAUGGUAUUGUAGGCAGUGAUCAAGUGUACCAAUAUCUUUUAGAGAAUGAUGUCAAUACUUAUAGUAUGAAAGGUUUAGAACAUGCCAUGUUUCUUAUCAACAAAAAAUGGAAAAGUACAAUAAUUCAUCAAAUUGAUACUAUUUCUUGUAAAGCAGAUAGUUUAAAAUAA
Messenger RNA from Gilbertella persicaria, 1008 nucleotides. RefSeq names its product Alpha/Beta hydrolase protein. Bases 1 to 1008 code for a protein of 335 amino acids. The record is from RefSeq and is a predicted model, not a curated record. NCBI's taxonomy places the organism in Eukaryota, Fungi, Mucoromycota, Mucoromycetes, Mucorales, Choanephoraceae. The transcript is spliced from 2 exons.